AUGACAUAUACCGAAGCUGCUUAUACUAAUAUUCAAAAUAGAUCUACAUCUUUUUCCAAUAUUAGUGAAACUAUCCUUAUAUUAAUUAAAAAAGUCAAAGAACUUGAAAAUAAAUUUAAAGUGCUCUCUGAUUUGUUCAACAAUAUUAAAAAAGAAGUUAUAAUUCAAAAACAUAACCAAGAAGACAUCGAUUAUCAUCUUUUAAGACUUGAAUUUUUUACAGAAAUACCAGAUGAUGAUUUUCCAACUCUAAUUAGUUACCUCUACGGUUAUCCAAAUUACACCUAUAACUAA
Molecule: messenger RNA, 294 nt
Organism: Funneliformis mosseae
Lineage: Eukaryota; Fungi; Glomeromycota; Glomeromycetes; Glomerales; Glomeraceae
Source: the annotation of a GenBank genome assembly